Messenger RNA from Dichomitus squalens LYAD-421 SS1, 321 nucleotides. RefSeq lists its product as uncharacterized. The record is from RefSeq and is a predicted model, not a curated record. Bases 1 to 321 code for a protein of 106 amino acids. The transcript is spliced from 5 exons. NCBI's taxonomy places the organism in Eukaryota, Fungi, Basidiomycota, Agaricomycetes, Polyporales, Polyporaceae.
AUGACCUCCCUCUUCGGUGCCAGCAGGAGCCCGACCAGCUCUCCCUCCUCUCCCGCAGAGGUGGCUGCUCGCCUUGAGUCCAUCAAGACCUCUAUUCGCAGCGAACUUGCCUUCCAAAAUGCACAAGAGCUCAUGACCAAAAUGCACGACAAGUGCUACUCCAAAUGCGUACCAAAACCUGGCAGUUCCCUUACCAGCUCAGAAGAGAAAUGUCUCACGCAAUGUAUGGACCGAUACCUCGAAGCCUUCAACAUCAUCACCAGAACCUACGUCACACGACUCAAGAAGGAGAAACUCGACAGCCAGGCUCCGUCGCUAUAG